AUGUCAGUAGUAGGAUCAUUAAUAUUUUGUAAUUUCUGUGGUAAUUUACUAGAUUCCCAUAGCUCUACAUCUGAUAUCAAAUGUGGAGUUUGUACUGCUUCCUAUCCAAAGUCAAAAUUUGCAAACUUAAAAGUGGUGACAACAUCUUCUGAAGAUGCUUUCCCAUCUACAUUAAAACUGGCCAGAUCAGUUGUCAAGACUUCUUUAAAGAAAGAUGAAUUAGAUGAUGGUGCUACUAUUAAAGAGAAAUGUCCGAAAUGUGGUAAUGAAGAAAUGCAAUAUCAUACUUUACAAUUGAGAUCUGCUGAUGAAGGGGCCACUGUUUUUUAUACAUGUACUAAAUGUGGAUACCGUUUCAGAACAAACAAUUAA
Molecule: messenger RNA, 372 nt
Organism: Candida tropicalis MYA-3404
Lineage: Eukaryota; Fungi; Ascomycota; Pichiomycetes; Serinales; Debaryomycetaceae
Gene: RPA12
Product: DNA-directed RNA polymerase I core subunit
Exons: 1
Coding region: 1-372 (123 amino acids)
Biological process (GO): DNA-templated transcription; termination of RNA polymerase I transcription
Cellular component (GO): RNA polymerase I complex
Molecular function (GO): nucleic acid binding; zinc ion binding; DNA-directed RNA polymerase activity
Source: RefSeq, a predicted model, not a curated record